CAAACCCAGUCAGCUGAUGACUGGAUGGCUGUCACGUGACAGCUAUGGCUGACUGUUUGAUAAGAAGAGGUAAAAAAAAAAAAGAAGUCAGACAUUAGAAUAUGUUUGAGCUGUUUGGCAGUUAAAACCCUUCCGGAAACAUUCGCGUAGAGGAAGUAGGCAUUUGGCUAAAUGACAAGAUGGAGGAGAGCUCCUCCAUCGAGGUAGCGCUCAUUCCAGAGAACCAUCAGUGCCGUGAGGUGGGUAACAUCAUCAAAGCUCAGCUGGCUCCCGGUGAAACUUUGCUCGGGUGUCUGGAGGUCGGCGGGACGCUGGUGCUGUGGGACCCAGCCAACAAUGAGGUCGCUCCGGUCACGAUAGACGGUUGCUACCAGGACUUCUCUUGGGAGGAGCCAAGUAGCCACCAUGUGGCGGGUGGAGCCUUGCGACUGCUGGCUGUUGGCUCUCAGUGUGAGCUGGUUGUGCUGGAGGUGGACGCAGAGAGAAUACCGUCCCUCUCCAUGCAUGUCGAUGAAUGUCCUGCACAGCGCCUCCAACAGGCUGUGUCGGAGCAGGACCAGAGCGUGUGCGGCUUGAAGGUGGUGCGCGUGCUCUCCUUCGUUUCGGGCCGCGGUUGCCUGUUGAUGGACACCAUCUGGCUUCUGCAGCUCAUGUGGUCGCCCACGCAGGAAAUGUCGCAGACGCUGAGCUGCUGCCGCAUCGCUCCGACGGACGCCACCGCCGUGGCCCAUUGCUGCGUACGUGACGACAGCGCGUUCGCCAUUGGCGAGAGCGGACUCAUCUCUGUCUAUUAUAUCCCUAAUGGUGUCCUUCUGGCCACCAUCGACCUUCCGGCCUACUUCAGCCAAGGCCUAAUGGAGGAAGAGCUUGCCUCCGCUUCCUCUUCUUUCUGCUUCCUGGAGGUGUCGUCAGAUCUAAGCACAGCGGUGGCUGUCACUAAGGCUCACGCCGCCAUCGCCAUAGACCUCAACGACUACUUCAGGCGGCACCCAGACCGCCUGCUGUGUGAGGCGACCACCACUCACGCGCCACUUCUUCGAUCCCAGCAACCGGCUGACGAGGACAGCUUGGCGAGCUCCGGCUGUAGCCUCGCCUCGCUGGGAUGGAGCGUUAACUCUGACCGCUCUUGGGGGUCUCGUCUGACCUCUAUGUACAACACAGCCCAGCAGCCGUCUCCCUCCUCCUUCUACGCCGUCACCUCCUGGUCCUCCUCGCUCCCCGGCCGAGGGUCCCAUCAGCCUCCGAUCCACAGCAGAGUUCCCGCCGGCGGGGCGGUGGUCGCUUUCGCCGUCCCCGAAUCGUCCGUCCCGUCCCUGCUCUUCGUCUCCGAGUUCUCCGCCAUGUUGACCUUCGUCUCCCCCGGCAACAUGCGGACCAUUGGUGUCUUGUGGGACUUGGAGUCCAGGAAUGUGAGGUACCACCAGGCGGAGGGUCAGGCGGCGCCGGUGGAGCUUUGUGGCGAGAGGCAUCACAAUCUGCUCCUCAAGAAAGUGGGAAUUUUCCAGGUCUUGUUCUCCGUUUCCCAGCACGACUUGCUCACCAGGCUGAUGUUGUUUGGCAGCGCGGCCACCGUCGACGCAAUUUGUCACCUAAACAGCUGGGGGCGCUGCUCCAUCCCCAUCCACUCCCUGAAGGCGGGAGUGAAGAAUCGUCAGCUGGACACGGUGGAUUUCUACCUGAAGAGCAAAGAAAACCUCCUGAAGACGUCGAGCGCCUCCAGCUUGAAAGAACGCGUCCAGACGCUGUGUCCCGCCUUGGACCUGCUCUGCUCCGCCAUCAGGGAAUCCAACAGUGACGCUCAGAGCCGGCAGUUCUCUGAACAGCUGCUCAGCAUAACGCUCAACUUUGUCAACGCUCAGAUACGUUACAUACUCAAUCAUAUGCACUAUGAGGAAGAAGAUGUGCAGAGCUGCGUGGACGUCCUGAACGAGUACCUCGCAGAGCUUCGCACCUUCAUGAAGAAAUAUCCGUGGCCUGCAGGGGGAGACACCCACAAAGGCGACGUACCUGCUGAGGCGGAAGAGGACGAGUGGGAGCUGCUGCCCAUUGAGGAAUUGGUCCGGCUGUCCGUCCUGACAAAUGACAUUCCCAGAGCUCAAGCGGCCUUGAGGAGGCGGGGUCGUCCAGACUGGCGUCUGUCGGCCAUCAGGGCGGUGGGCCUGCACCAGGUCUUCUGCUGCUUGCAACAGCAAGACCUGGAGACCGCCAACACGCUCCUCACCAACAUGGGAUUCAACGUGAAGGAGGAACUGCAUCGGAUUUGCAUCUAUACGGAUGAUGAGGACCUGCGGGAGUUUGUGGGGGAGGAGCUGUCCAGACGGGCCCACUUUUCCGAAGAGGAGAGUCAAAGCGUUGUAUUUAUCAAGGAGGUGAAGCGUCUUUUGUUACUUCCGGCUUCCCGCCAUCCAAAGGUCCGUUACUCCAGCAGGGGGGUGGAGAUGUUCCUCAGGGAAUCUGCAGGCAGGGAAGUUAUGGAGGAGGUGUUGGGACAGAAGGGAUCCGGGGUGGAGGAUGGGGAGGUGGGGCUUAGGAAUAAUAUAAGACUCGAUUGGGUGAAAAACUGGAACCAGAUCAGCAGAACUGCCAUCCUGCUGUCCAGACGCCGGCCCUCAGAUUUGAGCAAGUGUGACGCCGCCGUCUUAUGGCGUCACAUGACCGCCCUCCACAACCACUGCGGCGUUGUCGACUGGAUUGGGAGCAUCGAGGCCUCUGAUACCUCCCACUGGCCGGAGUUAACCCCAGAAGUGGUGAACGACCACACGUUGUGCAGCUUCUUCCUGAAGGAGGUCAUCCAGGACCUUCUGGCCAGGAGGGGCGUGUUCAUCCCGGAUGAGCUCGCAGACUUGGAGCAGCUUUUGUGGCGGCUAGCUCAGGGGGGAGGGUUGAUGGCGGCCGUCCCUCCCCUCCCACAGUACCGCUCGUCGCUUGGUCUGGACCUCCACGCUCUGGUCAUCAGCUGGUGUCUGGAGCGUGGUCUGCAGUACCUUCUCUACGCCUACCUGGAGCACUACAGCCUAACGCCCAGGAACUGUCCUCUCCUGGCUGCUGGUGGCUCCACCCCAACUCAACCCUGGUCUGACAUGCUGGUGAAGAUCCAGGAGAUCAGCAGAGACCUAACAGACCCAGGACUGAUUUUCCAGGCCAGUCUGACCAGCGCUCAGGUUCUGUUACCAGGUAGCCCGCCGUCCCUCAGCAGCCUUCUUCUGGAGGGUCACAGUCUGCUCGCCCUCGCCACCAUCAUGUUCGCCCCUGGAGGCGUUGACCAGGUGGUGUUGCAGGGUGAAAGGACGCGCUCCGUCGAUCCUCAACUGAUGAAGAUGGCACUGACGGCGUAUCCCAAACUGAAGGCCGCAUUGUUCCCCGCAGGACCGAGAGGACUCUGCCUGUUUUCUGACGUCUCCAUCUACCACCUGCUGCAGUCGCUCCAUCCGCUCGACCCUUCCAGGCUUUUCGGCUGGCAGACGGCAAACUCCCUCAACUCAAGCAAAACCACUGAGCUGCCCCACUUCUCCAGCCCACAGCUGGUGGACAGCUUUGCUCUGGUGGACAAUUUAGACUAUUUGUACUACGUGCAACAUGGCCGACCAUCCUUUGCCUUCGCCACCUUCCUGCUGCAGCAGCUGAUUGGAUGUGACCAUGUCGGCCGGCUUCUGCAGCAGGCCCAGCAGCACGUGCACAGGCUGGCUGUGCAGAAUUUCAAUAUGGCGUCGGUGGCAGCGGCUGCUGUCUGUUUCUGUGAGCUGUUAGGAGUCAGCAGCCUCCAACUAAGAGUGGAUGUCAAGGUCCUGAAUGCCAUCUUGACACACUGGACACAACCAAACACACACUGUGGCUACACACAACCUCUACACACGCUGGUGUCCAAAGGUGUCAACAUGGUGGAGGCGGAGCCAGGAGCAGCAGAGGAGCUGAUUGGCUACCUGGAAGCUGCAGUGACGGACAGCCUAGAAGAGAAGGCUGUAUGCAGGUCGUCGUGGGAGGCGGCUCAGGAAUGGGAGUUGCCUGUGCAGUUUUGUCAUCUCCACGCUCUACCACUCAGCUCUGUUUACCCCGCCUACUGCGCACGUGACGGACAGUACAUCCACUUCCUAUUGUUUGUCCAAUUGCACCACUUCCCGACGCAGCAGGUUGGAUCCCUGGUGUCGCAGUUUGGGCCCGCCCUCCAGGACCACCUGAGGCUCGCCUUUCAAAAUCUGCAGGUCUUCAAUCAGGGGUCCUCGGGGGAGCGGGAGUCUCCUUGUGGGCUGUUCCAGGUGCUUCUGAGUAGCCAGAAAGAGGAGGGGCCGAGCAGGUACCUGCUGGGGGAGGCUUUAAGAAAACGCUGCCCGACGUUAGCCGUGCUGGCCUCUUGUACACAGGGGGCGGAGCUGCUCCGGUGCUUGUGUGUGUGGCUAUUAACCUCCAUCGAUGAUGUUACCACCAAGGAAGCCACCUCCCACCUGGCUGACACCCCCGAGCACCAUGAGUGGACCCUUCAUGACCUGUCAAUCAUCUGGAGCACCCUGCUGGGGCGGGGCCUUGUCAGGCCACUCCUGCGAGGCUUCCAACUUUUCCAGAGGGCCUGCCCCCUGCUGGCGGUGCUCAGCAUGUUCGAGUUAUGCUGCGACUACAAGAACUUCUCUGAAGCCAAAGUGAAGCUUCUGGACUUCCAAAGGACGCUAGUCACCCUGAGGAGUAGCGACCAGCCGCCCCCUGGUGGCCUCCCUCUGCAAUGGCUAGAGAGUCAGGCCUCCACGUUGCUCAUCAUCAUGUUGCAGCGUUGCUCCUCCCAGUACCACCUCCACCGCCUACUGCUGCUCCUCGCUGAUGUCGACACACUCCUUAAGACUGACGGUGCAGAUUUUAAAAAGCUGAGUCAACUGAGUCAAAUUCUGCAAGGGUCCGAAGUCAGCAUCUCUCCAAGGUUGCUCCAGUGCGAUUCCUCCUCCGUCCAGCAGGUGGAGUUCCAGGCCAUCGUGGAUUCUCUACAGUCGCGGCGCUUCUACUCACAGGCCCGUCAGGUGGCGGUGCUGGCAGGGCUUCCUGUCCACCGUUUGCUGCUGUGUCAGCUGCUGCAGGAAGUCCAGUGUCAAAGGUCCAAGCGUCAGUGGUCCAGAUUGGAGACCCGUGUGACCUUUUGGCACAGGUGUCACCAGCAGCUGCGGGCCGAGAGUGCAGAUCCCGAAUCAGCCUCCCACUUCUUCCAGUCACAAGCGGAGUCUUUGACGUCCGAGUCUUCCGCGGUACCGGAGGAUCAGUCUGAGCUGUUGGCGGUCCGAGAGCGCUGCCUGCUGCUCGGGAUUGCCGCUCACUGGCUCUCCCUGUGCAGCUCGGCUCUUGCAGAACAGAUAGAAAGCCUGGAGAAGAAACUGUGGAUCAGCCAAGUCCGGCAGCACGCACUGGUGGCCGCCAUGGGAAGGCAGAGCGUUUUCAACCUGCCGCCACCCGCCGCCACACCUGAAAUGAACACAUAUGAAGUCCUCAUGAAGGAGUUUUCAUUCUCCAACAUACCAGAGCUCAACAGCGACACGCUCCUCAGUCUGGAAGGACUCCCUGGCCCGGCUGAGGAACAUCUGGAUGUGGAUCCAGUUCUGAAUCCAGCCGAAAAGAACAUUCUGGCCGUGCUGGUUGAUAGCUUGUUAGACGAAGGAAGCAUCCAUAAAGCCAGCCGCGUGUGCCGAUACUUCUCCUUGUAUCAUCCUGACGUCUGGCUGGUUCUACGCUGCAGAGGCCUGGCGUCCGGAGAACUCAGGCCAGAAAAAAGGCAAGAUGUGCCUGAGGCUACGCCCACCAUGCUCCUCCACACCUCGCCGUCGCUGAGCAGCUUGUCGUCCUUCGUGAUGCUGCCCCUUCCUGAAGACGAGCUGGCGGUGCAGCUCCAGAAGCUGGCGGAUCAGUGUCGCCAUGGCAGUAAUUACUGCAAACAAGUCCUCAGCCUCUACCAGCUGUCCAAGGAGCUGCAGUGUUCCUUCAGCCACAUGACCAGGGAAGACCCACACUCAGUGUUGGAGAAGCUGCUGCUGUCGGAGCAUCCUGAACGCUUCCGGAAUGCUCAAGUCUUCAUCAAAGCUCAGAGCUUCUCUGCCGAAGUGGUGGCCGAGUUGGUGGCCUCCGCUUUGGUACACGCGCUGCAGGCCACCGCCCAGGAGCUUCAACCUGAGAGGCAGGUGUUCAGGCCGUCAGAGGGUCGGGAAUCUCUGAUCCAGCUGAUCACAUUGUGUGAAGACCCAAACCUGGUGGGAAUGAAAGUUCUGGAAAAAUUGAAGAGUGUGCCACUGAGGGACCUGAGCUGCAUUGUCGAGUUACUGAUUGUGGCCCACGACUGCUUCAGUCUGACGUGCAACAUGGAAGGAAUCGUCAGAGUGCUUCAAGCCGCACGGCACUUGAGCCAUGCCUACUUGGCGCCCGGCGAGCACUACGGCCUGCUUGUGCGCCUGCUGACAGGAAUGGGCAGAUAUAAUGAGAUGACAUACGUGUUUGACCUGCUGCAUCAGAACCAUCGCUUUGAGAUGCUGCUGAGGAAGAAGAUGGAUACAGACCGAGGACAAAGCUCCAGCCUAAAGACGGCGCUGCUGGACUACAUCAAGCGCUGCCUGCCCGCAGACAGCGAGAAGCACAACAUGGUGGCUCUGUGUUUCAGCAUGAGGCGGGAGAUCGGCGAGAACCACGAGAUGGCGGCCCGGACGCAGCUGAAGAUCGUCGAGUCUCAGCCAUGGGUGGUGUCUCCCGAGCUGAAAAGUUCUCUGUACAAAGUCUUGUCUCUCCUAAAAGACGCCGCAGAGAGCUUCUCGAAGGACGCGUGCGUGCACCAGGCCAGUCGCUGCGUGCGCAUGGCCAAGCUGGUCACUCUUCAGCUCCACUUCCUGAAUCAAGGCUCCGACCUCCGCGUGGUCAACCUGCGUCCUGCUGACAUGCUCCAGGUUGUCAUGGCGUUGCCUCGAUGCUACCAGGUGUUGGCUGUGUCGGAGGCGUACAGUUACAGUCCGGACUGGGUGGAGAUCGUGUACCACAAGGUGCUUCUCAAAGCUGACUUUGCAUACCUGGAGGAGCUCAAGCGCCAUCGCCCGCUGACCUCCAGCUUCUUCCAGGACCUUUUCAAUAAGCUGGACGGUGCGCCGAGUGGCGCCACGGCGAACGUGCGGCGCCUGCUGAUGUACUGCGACGACGUGUACGUGCGCUACCGGCUGGCGUACCAACGCAACCUCCAUGAUGUCACCAAGACGCUGCUGCAGGACGCCACCACGUCCAGCUAUCUCAACGACAAAAUCAGCCGCUGAAACUGUCUGGCAGAAUAUUAAGUCACACUUGGCCCUGAUAAGAAUGUUAUCAUAAAGCAUUCUGGUCAUAUUGACCUGGAUGGUCUCUGAUGCAUUGACAGCCCUACUAAUAAUAAUAUAAAAAUAUAGUAUUUGAUUAUACAAGAAAUACAUUACUCUAAUGACA
Messenger RNA from Nerophis ophidion (straightnose pipefish), 7422 nucleotides. RefSeq names its product SPG11 vesicle trafficking associated, spatacsin (gene spg11). Bases 180 to 7256 code for a protein of 2358 amino acids. The transcript has 40 exons. Gene Ontology annotation, biological process: chemical synaptic transmission; synaptic vesicle transport; axo-dendritic transport. Lineage: Eukaryota; Metazoa; Chordata; Actinopteri; Syngnathiformes; Syngnathidae. Gene Ontology annotation, cellular component: dendrite; axon; synapse. The record is from RefSeq and is a predicted model, not a curated record.